Molecule: messenger RNA, 1227 nt
Organism: Panicum hallii
Lineage: Eukaryota; Viridiplantae; Streptophyta; Magnoliopsida; Poales; Poaceae
Product: glutathione S-transferase T3-like
Exons: 4
Coding region: 1-1227 (408 amino acids)
Source: RefSeq, a predicted model, not a curated record
AUGCUCGGCCGCCUAUCCUCCAUCGUCGUCAAGGAACUGCUCAACGACCAGAAGGUCGUAGUAGUCCGCCGUGAGGCGACCUGCCUCUCCGCGGGCCCCGUCUGUCAAAUGGAGUAUGGUCAGUCAGGAGAGGAGGAUUUACAAGAAUUGUUUCACCACAAUGAUGGAGCCUCCUCACAUGGUGUUCCAAUGGAUGAUGUAGAUAUUGCUACUGCUGCACAGUGCAACAACAUGCAAAAAGGGAAGAAACGAGUUGUGCAGAAAAAUGUUGCUCGGAGGGGGUUUGCAUUCACAAAGGAAGAGGACGCCGUUCUUUGUUCGGCCUACCUGAACAUAAGUAAGGAUGCUAUUGUAGGUGUUAAUCAAAACAUGGGUGCCUACUGGAAGAGAAUAUAUGAUUAUUAUUCUGAGCACAAACCAAAUGGCUCAAUAAGAAGUCAGAUUGGUUUACAAAAAAGAUGGGGUGCCAUACAGAAGGCUGUUUCUACAUUUUCUGCAUGCAAAAGUAAAGUGGAUAGGAGAAACGAAAGUGGAAAGAAUGAAUAUGAUAGGAUUGAGGAUGCUGUGAAGAUGUAUGAGCAAAAGGAACCAUUUCAGUUUAUGCAUUGUUGGAAGAUUCUUCGCUAUGAGGCAAAAUGGAACGAUAAACUGCUGGAAGUGAACAGCACGCGAAAUGUUCGUAAAGAACCUGCAGCAUCCGAGCCAGUAGUUACACAAGGUGCAAAUGAUCCAGUAGGUGAUCAAGGUGCAAAUGAUCCACUGGGUCAACAAGGUGCAAGUGAUCCACUAGAGAGACCGGAGGGUCGUGAUAGUGCAAAAAGAAGAAGGGCCAAGGAAGAAUCUGCAUCCUCAAAUGCAGCUGUUGAAGUGUUGCAGCAGAUUCAUCAAAAGAAUGAACUGACCGAAGUGAAGCAAGAUGCCCAAAUGCAAGAGAUUUUAAGCUUGAAGGGGGACAAAAUGAAGCUUACACAACAAAUGUUUGAUCUGCACAAGCAUGACAUUGAAGUCAGGAACAAGUACAAGGAGGAGCAGCUCAAUCUUACUAAACAGGACAUAGAAGUCCGGGCGAAACAAAGUGAGGCACAACUCCUCACUACAGAGCUUGGAAUUAUGGGAGCUGAUUUAGAUAAACUUUCUCCUCAAGUGAGGUCCUACUAUAUCACCAUGCAGCAGGAAAUUAUGAAACGUAGAGGCAUUGGAACCUCUCAGAACUCCGAUGGAGCAUAG